Molecule: messenger RNA, 1254 nt
Organism: Nicrophorus vespilloides
Lineage: Eukaryota; Metazoa; Arthropoda; Insecta; Coleoptera; Silphidae
Product: carboxypeptidase N subunit 2-like
Exons: 7
Coding region: 13-1221 (402 amino acids)
Molecular function (GO): protein binding
Source: RefSeq, a predicted model, not a curated record
GCGUGCACGUAGAUGCACGUAUUUAAAGUAAAAAACGUUGCAAUCUUAAAAAUGUUUUUAUUCCUAGUUUUCUCAUGGUUAGUUAAUUUAAGUGUCGAAGGAACAAAAUGUGAAAUAAAUAAGGAAUGCAAUUUGUAUUGUAGUAAAGGCGCUACCAUAAAAGUAGCUAGUACUAAGUGCAAAAUAUUGAACGAUGUCAGUUUGACUUACACUAAUAUUGAUGAAAUACCGAAAUUGAAACCUUUUUCAAUAACAUAUCUCAUUCUAAAAUCUAAUGAUAUACAACAUAUAAGUCGUGGAAUCAAGGAAUUAAAAAUUGAAAAAUUGUAUUUAAAUGACAAUGCUAUUACGGAAUUGAAAACAGGUAUGUUUGAAGAAAAACAAUCUUUCAGAAUCGUAUGGCUAGAAAAUAAUCAAAUUAAUGUUUUGCAACGAAAAUCGAUUCCUAUGGCUCAUUAUCUAUAUCUCAAUAACAAUUUGAUUAAAUCAUUAAAUGCAGACAUGUUUAUUAAUAUAUUCUACGUGCAAUACUUAUAUUUGGAUAAUAAUCGUUUAAAGAAGAUUACGGCUUCAUCACUGAUGGGUUUAAAAGCAAUUACUUUGGAAUUAAGCCGUAAUCAGUUAGAAGAUUUUGAGGGCAUGAGGAUGUUAAAGGAUUUAUCGCUAACAAAUAAUCUGAUUUCAUCGCUGGAAAUAAAUUCAAUACCAAAAGUGAAAAAUCUAAAUUUGAGUUACAAUUUACUUACAUCCAUCGAAGCAAACAUGUUCUCCGAUGUGUAUUAUCUUAAGUCUCUUGAUAUAACGUACAACUGUAUCAAAGAGACAGAUUUGAAAUUAAUGGAAAAAGUAUUGAUUUUGAAUAGAAAAUUUAACGAAAAGUGCAUGCUGAACAGUAAUCAUAUCACGCAAAUGGACAUAGUUUUGAUAUUGAAUAGUGCAGUUUUUGUCAUAUUAGUUAUUGCCGCUAUUGUAAUAACAGUAUAUACAAGACGAUGCACCAAAUUCUCAAAGCAUUUAACGAAUCCCGAUACGCCCGAUACGCCCAAUGCACAAUUAUCUUAUGAUCGCGUUACAAAUGCAGUGUAUAUGGAAAACGAUGGAGGGUACGUAGAAGCUACAAACGUAUACGAAGGUAAUCAAAGAUCAACGAUAUUGCUGUACAACGAGAAUCCAACGGAUAUUUGGUCCCUCCAAGCGUUCCGCGCAUUCUUUAAUUCUUAAUAGUUAUAAUAUCAACGUAAAUGAUGAUUUCUC